GCAGCGGGAGCCUGGCGCCUUGCUUUCCGGCUACACAUUUUACUUCAGUUUAUUUCCGGAAGGCUGCUACCCCUGGGCUCAAGUUCCUGAACAUGGGUACUUUCCUGUCCCAGCCUUUUGAGAUUGAUAAGUUCGCCUCGGCUCCUGAGGCCGCCUCUCCCACCAACCGUGCGCCCCUUGAUGCACCCGGAGCCCGGACCUCUCCAGAGGAACCCCCCAUAUUUAAGAACUGCUGGAGCUGUCGCGUGCUCUCCGGGUCGGGGUUGAUAGGGGCGGGCAGUUACGUGUACUGGGUUGCACGGAAGCCAAUGAAGCUGGGAUACCCCCCGAGUCCAGGGACUAUUACACAGAUGGUCAUCGGCAUCAGCAUUGCUUGUUGGGGGGUAGUCAUCCUGACAGACCCCAAGGGGAAGUCCCACCAGUGAAUUUGUCAUGACACACACAGCAGCCAUGGAGCUUAUGGAUGUCUGGACAGACACAUGGACAUUGACAUACUUCAGUUCUGCAGAUACUACAAGACGGAAAAGACAAACAUUAGUUGACGGUCUUUGGCUAUGAGUGUUUGUGGCCUUCUAGGGCUCCACAAGGACCAAUAAAUUCCUCAGAGAACAGAA
Eptesicus fuscus (big brown bat) is the source of this 614-nucleotide messenger RNA. It is a transcript of the gene DMAC1, whose product is annotated as distal membrane arm assembly component 1. Lineage: Eukaryota; Metazoa; Chordata; Mammalia; Chiroptera; Vespertilionidae. The record is from RefSeq and is a predicted model, not a curated record. The transcript has 2 exons. The coding region runs from base 93 to 425 and encodes 110 amino acids.